Chrysemys picta bellii (western painted turtle) is the source of this 2852-nucleotide messenger RNA. Lineage: Eukaryota; Metazoa; Chordata; Testudines; Emydidae. The record is from RefSeq and is a predicted model, not a curated record.
AGGCUGGGGACGGGCAGGCUGCGCGGGCCCUUUAACUCGGUCUGCCAAGGAAUCCGGGAUAUUUCAAUUUGAGCUUCCUGGGUCAGACGCUGCUGCCGCCUCCAUAGCUCCAUUGUGAGCCGGGAGCUUGGGCUGAGCCGCUGCUGCUCCGCGGGGUGUGUGCGGGGAGAGCCCUUCCCUAGCGCCCCUCUGUGCCCAGCCGGGGGGACUUUCUGCGGGGGCUGGAACCAGCCCCUGGGGCAGCCCCGGGCUCUGCCGACCCACCCCUGAGCCGGAGCCUGCAGGCUGGAAAAUAACAUCCAGGUUUCACUCCACAUUUUCCCACUCUCCCUGGGGAUAGUGAAGGGAAAUGGCUGCAGUGUAACAGGCACAGGCUCAGGUUGGCCACCCCUGUUCCAAACCAUAGCAGAAGUUGGCAAACCGGUCUGUCCUAAACAAAGGAAUGUGUGCUCUGCUUCAUGAGCAUUUAUGCAAUAACUAGAGUCAUCGAGCAGGAAGGGAGACAAAGGGAGUGCAAGCAGGAUUUCCCAUUCCCAUACUUGUGAUCUCCCAGGGAAGAGACAUGGGUCCAAGAUCUCCAGGACUCUGAGGAAAGGGAGAUCCUGAGAAACAGCCACACAGGUGAUGGGAUGGUGAGUGAGAACAAGGAGGAGCAUCCUCAGCAGGGAGGUCCUGGUCAAAUGGAAGCACAGAGAACAUUAUCGGGAAGAUCUGAAGGGGAUGUGUCCUGGAGUCCUGAGCAGGGAGAAGCCUGCGGAAAUCAGCACAGGCCAGAGGCACAGCAGGGAACCUCCUCAGGGGAGAGACAACAGGGUGAAUCCACUGACCAGGGGGUUGGUUUGAAGGACCUUCCUGAAGACAUGAUCCAGCCAGGAAUCUGCACUAAAGGGAAACUGUAUGAAUGUGCUGAGUGCGGAAAAAUCUUCAGUAAUGACUCAUCCCUGAUUGUUCAUCGGAGAGUUCACACAGGAGAGAGACCCUAUAACUGUUCGGAGUGUGGGAAAUCCUUCACUCGGAGCUCCACCCUUGUUGUGCAUCAGAGAGUGCACACAGAAGAGAAACCCUAUAAAUGCCCCGACUGCGGGAAAAGCUUCAAGCGGAGCUCAACCCUUAUUUCACACCAGAAAAUCCACACAGGAGAGAGACCUUAUAACUGCCUUGAAUGUGGGAAAGGCUUCAGUGAACGCUCAAACCUAAACAAACAUCAGAGAAUCCACACAGGAGAGAAACCCUAUAACUGCCUUGAGUGCGGGAAAAGUUUCACUUGGAGUUCACACCUCAUUAAACAUCAGAGAAUGCACACUGGAAAGAUGCCCUAUAAUUGCCCUGACUGUGGGAAAGGCUUCAGUGACAGCUCAGCUGUUAUUAGACAUCAGAGGAUCCAUACUGGAGAGAGACCCUAUAAAUGCCUCGAAUGUGGGAAAAGCUUCAAGCAGAGCUCAAACCUCAUGAAUCAUCAGAUAAUCCACACAGGAGAAAAACCCUAUUACUGCCCUGAAUGUGGGAAGGGGUUCAGUCGGAAGGCUCACGUCAUUUCGCACCGGAAAAUACACAGGGUAGAGAGAUCCUUUAACUGCCUUGAGUGUGGGGAAAACUUCUCUAGCAGCUCUGACCUCAUUAAACAUCAGAAAACCCACACUGGAAAGAUAUCAUAUAAAUGUUCUGUCUGUCAAAAAAGCUUCAAGCAGAGGUCAGAACUUAUUUCACAUCAGAGAGCUCACAGAAAGAGAAACUAUAAAUGUUCUGUCUGUGGGAAAAGCUACAAGGGGAAGGUCUCUCUAAUGUCCCAUCAGAAACUCCACACAGGCUAGCAGGUGGCAGGAACUCUCAGUAUGGGGCAAUGGGUCUGUGCCCUCGUGAAGCGAAGAGUGAAUGUCCUUCAUUGGUGGAGGGUCCGUGUAGGGGCAGCAAGUGGAUGAAGGGUUCUGGUUUCAAUGGGGGAUAGUUGGCAGUGGCAGAGGAGGAGGAAGCACUAGGGAGCUGUGUGAUUUCAGGGUCUGAGGGGAGCAGGUGAUGGGAUUAGUGGAGGACAUUUCUGUAGGUUCUACAUGCCCUUUCCAGUUUAGAAGAGAGGUAAAAAUGCCCCAUUGCAGUUUGUCUGAGUUGUCUCUGCAGCUCCUAGGGCAUCUCGGGAUAGGGACAGGGGAAUGUUAUUCAGGGAAGUAGCAAGGGGCCCUCUGGGGCUAUAGUUACAAGGCAGUAACAGCUGCCGAUCUGAACUAACAGGAUGUCGGAGCACUGCUCAGUGUAUUGGACAUCUAUGCAGUCAUGAGUGAUGGGGGCAGCUGGAGAUUGGGGAAUUCACCAUGGAAAUUCCCCAGAGAGGUGGGAACUCUGGGGGAUGCCCUUUUAGGAGUGUGGUCUAGUGGUUAGAGGGGACAGUGGGGGAAAUGAGUUAGGACUCCUGGGUGUGAGCUAGUGCCAGUGACUUCCUGUCCUCUCUCUGUGUCCAUUUCUCCCAUCUCUACAGUGGAGAUAAUAGUGUGCAACUCCUUGGAGCGUUGUGAGGGUUCGGUAAUUACUGUGUGUUCUGUAGCUCAGGAGAAUGCAAGUAUUUGGGAGGGAAAACAUCGUUAUUUUUAUUAUUGUUAUUAAUGUGUUUUCAUAGAAUCACAGAAAUGCAGGGUUGGAUCAUUGAUGCUGGAACUAGGGGUGCUGCCAAACUCCCUGGCUUGAAGCGGUUUCUAUUGUAUACAAGGUUUAUAGUUUAGUUCAAUGGCUUGCAGUGGUGGUGAAGCACUGGAAUGCGUUACCUAGGGAGGUGGUGGAGUCUCCUUCCUUGGAGGUUUUUAAGGCCCGGCUUGACAAAGCCCUGGCUGGGAUGAUUUAGUUGGGAAUUGGUCCUGCUUUGA